AUGCAUACUCAACAUAAACCUGUUCCUCAAACAGAAAUCGAACAUCAAUGCUGUCUAUUACCACAUAUUGAUCGUCAUACUCGACCUAUUAUUGAUUUAAAUCAUGAACAACGACGUCAAAUUGAAGAAUAUGUUUUUUCUAAAUUAGAAGAAUAUGUUCAAGAAAAAUCUACAAAUCUAUUUCAUUUAACAUCAUUAUCUCAUAUACGUCGACGUUUAAAACGUGAUGUUAAAUAUUUAUCUAAACAAUUUAAACCCUAUUCUGUAUCUGAUGAGAAAAUUUAUCAAUGUCUUGAUGAAACACUUGAAAGAAUUAAUUCACAGUUACCAAAUUUACAUUCAUUAAUUAAUUCUCAACAUGAAUUAAAACAAUUAUUUUUAACAGAUGAUUUAUUUUCAUCAAAUACUACGAAUAAUCAAUGGGAACAAUUACAAAUCAAACGAGCAAACGAAUUAUUUCCCAAUGUAUAUAAUAAUGAAAAAGAACUUUUAUUAAAUUAUAAAAAAUCUAUUGUCGAUAGUUUAACACCGAAAAAAUUAGAAGAUGAUCGUCUUCCAUUAAAAAAUAAAGAUAAAAUUGAUUUAGAUUUUGAAUAUAAUAAAGCCGAACAAAUUGGUCGAGAUUAUUUAAAAGAAAAAUUUGAUAAUUAUAAAACACGUCAAUAUCCAAAUUUAAAUUUACUUCAAGAAAUGAUUAAUCUUGGAAUGGAACAAAUGAUAAAACGACCAAAAACAGAUGAUUUAAAUAAAGCAUCAUUAUCAACAAAUUUUCUUCUCAAAGCAUUCUUUAUUAUUAAAAGUAAAAAUGCUUAUUCUAUGAGUUUAAAAAAUGUCGCUGAUGAUUUUAUGUUUCUACGGUUUGGGCGUUCAUUAAGCAAUGAAAAUAAUAAAAAAGAUUCAAUAUCUAAACGAUUUACAUCAUUAAUUCAUAUGUUUCUCAAUACAAUUUCACUACUUAUAAAUUCAAUCAAAUCAGAUAAAUCACAAGAAAUAAUAUUAUCUUCUAUUACUGAAAUUGAUACAGAUUUAACAUCAGAAAAUAUACUUUCACCAAUUAUUUAUAUUGAUCAAUGGACAUGGUUAUUAGAAAAAUGGAAAAUAGCUUUACAAACAUUUCCAAUUAAUUUAACAAAAUAUGGUGCAUUUGGUCGUCUAAUUCGAACAACAAUUGGUGUUGGCAUUGCUCGACUUUAUGGUUUUGCUGAAAAUAAUGAAUAUGAAGAUUUGAAUAGAAAAUUUUUUCAAGCAUUACAAAUGGGUUUCUAUUAUGGUAUUGCUUAUGCUCUGGUUGAUGGAUUACAAGAUACUCAAAAUGAACAACAACAACAACAUAUUGAUGUAGAUAAAUGGUUAAUUGAAAUGGAACGUAUUCUAUGUGGUGCUAAACUUGAUCCAACAUUACUUCCUCAAUUACCUAUAACAUCACUUUUACUUGAAACAUUUCAUAGUCUUGUACAAUUAACAUCAAAUAAUUGUAUAUCUGAACAAACAUUUACUGAUCUUGCUUUACUUCUUCGAUCACAACGAUCUGAUAAAAAAGAUUAUGAAAAAUUAUAUAAGAAUGAUAUUGAUCUUUAUAUUGGUUCAUUAAUGAAAGCACAUUUUACUUAUACAGCAACUGCAUUUAUGGGUGGUACACAAAUACUACAGAAUUAUCAACGUUUAUGGACAAUGCCAUUUUUAGGACAAUUAACAGAUGAUUGUCGUGAUUUUAAUGAAGAUCGUCGUGAUAAAUCUCUAACACCUGUUACUUACUAUGCUCAACAUAAUGAUUCAACAAGAUUAAAUCCAUUUUUUGUUUUUUUAUUUGUUUGUGAAGAUUUAUAUGUUCAAAGUAAUCGAGAAAAAGAUACUGGUGCAUUUUUAGGACGACGAAUUAUAAGAACAUUACGAUCAUUACAAAAAGAUUUAAAUGAAUUUUUAAUUAUAUUUACUUCAAAUUCAUAUCCACAUUUAUAUAAAUAUACUCUAUCAUUAGAGAAACUAUUUGAUCGUGUUAGUGAUCCAGAAAAAUCUAUAUUUCGUUUUGUAAAUAAAUUUGCAAUUCAUUAUUCAUUAAAUCAUCGAAAUGUUGAAACAUUUGCUUAUGAUCAUUUAUCAUUCAUUGAAAAACAAUUAACAUUAAUAAAUAAUACUAAUGAUUCAAUUAUUUAUGGUAUUAAUCAUAGUUUAAAAGCUGGUGGAAAACGUCUUCGACCACUACUUCUCCUUAUGGUUGCACAAAUUUAUAAUAUUAAUAUUGAACGUAUAUUACCACUUGCAAAAGCUAUUGAAUAUCUUCAUACAAGUAGUUUAAUAUUUGAUGAUUUACCAGCUCAAGAUAAUGCACCAUUAAGACGUGGUCAACCAACGCUUCAUACACCAAUUGAAAGUGAUAAGAAUGAUAUACCAUUAUCAUUAACAGAAGGACGAGCACAAUUAGUUGCAGUCGAUUUAAUUGCACAUGCAAUUCGAUUAGUUACUAUUGAUCUUUAUCGAGAAGGUUUUUCAUAUGAAAGUAUUAAUAAAGUUACUGCAGAAUUAUCUCAAUCAAUGGAUGAACUUUGUCAUGGACAAUUUCUUGAUUUACAAGCAGCAAGAACAAAUAAAUCCUUAACUAUUAAUGAACUUGAUCAUAUUGCUGAAUUAAAAACUGGUAAAGCUAUUGAAAUUGUACUUGUUUGUCCUGUUUUACUUGUUCAACAAGAUGAUUCUUUAAAUAUAACAUUAGAACGUCUUCGUGAACUUGGUAAAUUAAUGGGAAUUCUUUUUCAAAUGAAAGAUGAUUUACUUGAUGUCGAAGGAAAUACCAGUGAACUUGGAAAAUUAACAAAUAUUGAUCAACAAAAUCAAACAGUGACUUAUAUAAGUUUAUUAGGAAUUGAACAAACUCGAAAUCGUAUCAAUAACAAAAGAAAACAAGCUGAAAUGAUUCUAGAUGAUUUAUGGCCACAGGCAGGUACUAUUCAUGAUGUUAUUAGACAUAUCUGUGAACGAACAAAAUAA
Molecule: messenger RNA, 2985 nt
Organism: Adineta steineri
Lineage: Eukaryota; Metazoa; Rotifera; Eurotatoria; Adinetida; Adinetidae
Source: the annotation of a GenBank genome assembly